AUGUUUCGUUUUUGCUUUUUUGUCAAGUUUUUGAGCACCUCGCAUGCUCACGUCCCUCCUCUGGGCGGUGCGUGGAUAAAGUCGAGCGUUAGCGUCUUCGGGGCGGAUCAGUUCGAAGAAGACGACCCGGCAGACGUGAAGGAGAAGCAGUCAUUCUUCAAUUGGUUUUACUGGAGCAUUAACCUCGGGGCCUUGGUGAGCUUCACUCUGGUGUCGUACGUGUGCCAAUACGGGCUGUCGUUUCUAGGGGGGCCGGACUGGGGAUUCAUGGCCGGAUACUCCAUUCCCUGCAUCGCCAUGUCCUUGGCGCUAGUGGUCUUCUUGGCGGGGACACCCAAGUACCGCCGGUUUCCACCCUCCGGUAGCGUCGUAAGCCGAGCCGCCGGGGUCGUGACCGAAGCCUGCCGCAAACGGUGCAACGCUUCGUGGGUUGGAGUUGCCGGCCAGGACGGAGUUGCGGGCGGCGAGUGGCAAACCGCGAGGAUACAGGCGGGCGGGGGCGGGGCGGGGGAAGAAACGCUGGAGUGGCUGCAGAGUGCGAGCGAGCGAUCGGGGGGCUCGUAUUCGCACGAUGAGGUGGUCGCCGUGUCGCGGGUGUGGAAACUGCUGCCCUUCUUGGCGCUGCAGGUGCCCUACUGGGCGGUCUACGCUCAGAUGGGAACGGCCUUCCAGAACCAGGGGUGCCAGAUGGACCUGUCCGUGCUCGGCUUUGACAUACCAGUGUCCACGCUUAACAUGUUCGACACUCUGGCCGUGUUGCUGCUCAUACCCGUCGUGGACGGGGUGGUGUACCCUUGGCUGCGACGGACGGGGUGCGAGCCUACCAUGCUCCGGAAGAUCGGCUCGGGCUUGCUGUUCGCGGGGGCGGCGGUGCUGGUGGCGGGAGCGGUGGAGGUCGUUCGGCGAAAUCACGUCGACCACGGGGAUGGGGCCGUCUUGUCCCCGUGCCGAAAGGCUCGGGACUACGACCCAGAGCAGUUCCAGGAGUAUUUCAACACGCGGAACCGAGCGUCGGCAACGGCGCACCGUCCGGCCUACUGCCACCAGGUUCCCGGCUGCACCGACAUCGGGCCGGACGACUUGCUGUUGCUGAGCUGCAUCGUCUGCGACUCCCCCCCGUUGGCGUCGACCAUGAGCGUGAUGUGGCAGGUACCUCAGUACCUCUUGAUCGGGACGUCGGAGAUUCUGUCGGCGGUAACGUCGUUAGAGUUCUUCUAUGCCGAGGCCCCCACCACCGUGCGAGGCGUGUCUGCCGGUCUUAACCUGCUCACCACCGCAUUGGGGAGCUGGGUCACGGUGCCGCUCUUGUCUCUGGUUAACUCCGGGGCCUUCGGGUCACCCUGGGUUACGGAUGAUCUGAACGACGGGCAUUUAGAGCUCUACUUCUGUCUUCUUGCGGGGCUCGUUGCAAUAAGCCAAGCGCUACCGCUACCAAAGCCUCACGGAAGACGGAACACCGGCACCCUCCGCAACGCCAACAGCGCAAGAGAGCGACGAAAGCGAUGGCGACGACGACUGUAGCACCAACGGUAACGGUGCAGGGGGCAGCGGAAGGGGUAUGCGAGGGUACGGGUGGGGGCGGGGGGGUAGAAAAGGAUCUUGGGAUGACAGCAGCAAGUUGUUGUCCGGUGGGGGGGUGGGGGGGCAUUCUGAGUCGGCAACUUUCGGGCGAAUUUGAGCCGUUUGUUGUUGUUGUUGUUGCCGCUCUACCCUUUCUUGUCGCACCCGUUUUGUGUACCUUUUCUUGUUGUCGGCCAUGAUGUGUCGAUCCCCGUCUCGUGGACGUUGAGUGGGUUUCCACGGUGUUUAUAACGGGACGGGUUUGUUGUGCGGAAUGUAUAUAUUAAUAGUAGUUAUGAAGACGGACUGCAAGGAAGGGGUGUCGGGCGUUCCGGGAUGGAUGUAUCUGGGGUGUUGGGGGCAGGAGGGCGACGCACCCUCCGAUGGUUUUAACCGUGGUUGAAAGUUAAUGAAGUGAUGGAUUAGCUUCUUCCACCAAACAAAUUGAUUUGCACGCUGCCGCCGCUGAUGAUGCUUUGUGUCAUCUGCGUGGGCCUGCACGUGCGGGGCGUUUUGAGUAGUUUCUCUGGUUGCCGGGUGUUCGCAGAAAGCGCUUUAGGCUUCGUCCUGGGCUGAGGUUUCAGUCGAUACUGGCGAUAAUCACAUGUUGUCAAAUACGCACGCAGGGAAGUUUUAACUACUUGUAUUGGAUCAUGAUGCUUGGGAAUGGGAUUGAACUUAUUU
Molecule: messenger RNA, 2244 nt
Organism: Ectocarpus siliculosus
Lineage: Eukaryota; Phaeophyceae; Ectocarpales; Ectocarpaceae
Source: the annotation of a GenBank genome assembly